This is a messenger RNA of Xenopus laevis (African clawed frog), 4647 nucleotides long. It is a transcript of the gene stard7.S, whose product is annotated as StAR related lipid transfer domain containing 7 S homeolog. Gene Ontology annotation, cellular component: mitochondrial intermembrane space; cytosol; mitochondrial outer membrane. The transcript is spliced from 8 exons. Bases 83 to 1090 code for a protein of 335 amino acids. NCBI's taxonomy places the organism in Eukaryota, Metazoa, Chordata, Amphibia, Anura, Pipidae. Gene Ontology annotation, molecular function: lipid binding; molecular carrier activity. Gene Ontology annotation, biological process: intermembrane phospholipid transfer; regulation of cellular respiration; mitochondrial membrane organization. The record is from RefSeq and is a predicted model, not a curated record.
AGUCCAAUAAGCAUGCGCUUCCGAGAAAGGUCACCCAAUCGGAUCGCGGCUAGGCGGUUCCCUCGUUCACAGUGUUUCUGGCAUGCAGCGGGCCGGGAUGUGGCAGCGGGCAUUUCGAGGGGCUUCAGCGGGGGUCCUGGGUUGGUUGCGCUCCCGCCUGACACCCCUGUGCUGGAAUGGAUGCACCAGGCAGCGCAGCGCCCGGGCCCUCGUUCGCGGGCUACGGUACAGUUACAGGCCGGGGAGGACGGGCAGGCUCCUGGCAGCGCUCACCGGGGCCUUCUUAUGGGAAGAGGAGCGAGUACGAGAAGAGGAGAUCCUAAGGUCAGCCGAGGACAUGAAGCGCAUGAGGCCGGGGGUUAAUACAUUCCAAGGGCAGAUUUCUGCCAACACUGAAGACCAGGGAUGGGAACUGGUGGUGGACAAAAAGGAUUUCAAACUAUGGAGGCGCCCAAUUGAAGGGACGCACCUGUAUCAAUACAGAGUGUAUGGGUCGUACAGAGACGUCACCCCUCGUCAGUUCUUUAACGUUCAGCUGGAUACAGAAUACCGCAAGAAAUGGGACGCACUGGUCAUUAAACUGGAUGUCAUUGAGCGGGAUACAGUCUCUGGAUCGGAAGUCAUUCACUGGGUUACUCACUUUCCUUACCCCAUGUAUUCACGGGAUUACGUCUACGUAAGGAAAUAUCACGUUGAUCAAGAAAAUAACCUUAUGGUAUUAGUAUCUAGAGCGGUGGAACAUCCCUCCAUUCAGGAAUCUCCAGAUUACGUCCGAGUGCGCAAUUACCAGUCCCAAAUGGUUAUCCAGCCUCACACGUCAUUUGAUGAGAAUGGCUUUGAUUACCUGCUGACCUACAGUGACAACCCACAGACUGUAUUCCCACGCUAUUGUGUCAACUGGAUGGUGUCUAGUGGAAUGCCGGAUUUUCUGGACAAAUUACAUAUGGCAACUGUGCAGGCUAAGAACCAGGAGAUUAAAGUGAGAGAUUACAUCUCCUUCCGCCCCCAGGACUGUGUCAGUGAGAGCAGAGCCAGCCCAGAAAGGAAAAACGCUGCUGCCCAUCCUGCACCGCACAUGGAAUAUGCGUAACGCGGCCUGAGGAAUUCUUCAUUUCAUUGUCAGGGCUCUGUGGACCUUGGACAGAUUAGGGCACUAGCUCCUACAUAUACCAAUGGCCAACCGAAACUGGAAUAUUGCUGAACCCCAUACAAGGCACUGGUUCACCUUUGGCUUUAAAUCACCCAAUGCACUGUGAACUUUAAGGACAUCUUGUUAGGGGCAUGAAGAGUUAGUCGGUAUUACAGGUGCCAUUUUAUGGGGGAUAUCUGUGUCUAAAGGGUGACCGUUGUCAUAAAUGAUUGUAAUUCACUGGUGAUAGCAGAUGUUGCGCACAGUGAGCUGGCAUGCUUCUAUUGGUCUCUUUUUAUAUUUUUGUUUUACUUCCACCACUGGUAUAUUCACUAACACAACUUGUUUAAAGACAGAGAGCAGUGCAUAGUGACCCCAUUUUCCCCCAUCGGCCCACCCAUCAUGCCUGAAUUAUAACAGAUUCUGGAAGACAAGCAGGAGGCGUCCCUUCAUAUACACGCACGAUUAUAUUUUCUCUGAGGGCCCUCGAAAAGUGCCUUAAGUCUGGGUCCCGGUUUAUCCUGCUUGUAUGAUGGAGUCAAGGCUUUAGGACAGACCUUGGAUUGGAUGUUUGACUCAAACGGGGUUAUGUAAUAUAGGGCACUAAUUUUUCCCAGGACCAGUAACCCAUAACAACCAAUAACAAGGCAACAUUUACUGGUCACCUGUUUACAAGCAAACAUCUUAAUGGUUGCCCUGGGUUACUGCUCCUGGGCAAGAUUAGUGCCUUUUAUUACAUAUGGGGGAAAGACUUUUCUCUUGAAUGCAAAAAAAUGUAUAUGAUUGAACAUGCACAAAGAAUUGAUAAGCAAAUGAAUGUUUAGAAUCAUUGCCAGUUCUGCAUGAUAGGGAAUGGUUAAUCUACAAGUGUGACCAAACACUUUGGUGUGCACCAUUUAGAUGACAUGUGGUGUGGGGACAGGGAAUUGGGUGAAAUGUAAUAGUUCUGCCGCACACCUGUAAUUCACUUAAACUGCAGUGGUGGUGCUGGUCCUCUGUUGACCCGGCCGGAUCCCUUAGCAACAGCAAUCGAUUAGAAACUGAUCCGCACACACACGAGAUUAUGCAGUUGGGGAAUUGGCCCCUUUUAUUGUGCCACCAGAAAUAUCAAUGUUCCCUCCCUCCCUUCAUCAGGGAUUUGAGGCCAUCUCCAUAGUUAACCCCCCCCUCUCCAUUUCACUGAACAAAUGAAAUGCCUGUAUAAUAUAUACCAAGGGCUAAUUAAGCGUCCAGCCAUUAGCUGCAUAACAUUUUUUAUAGAGGUGUAUAUAGCAUGUGCUUCACUACAGACUCGAAGCCGUGAAUCAUUAUUCACAAAGGUUGGGGUGGCUGUUUAUCAGCGCAAUACCUUAAGGAAUAUAAAAGUAACACGGAGAACAGUAUGUGUUGUACUAAAGAUCCUGCCUCCUCCAGAAAAAUUCUUCAGAGGGGGGGGGGGGACAUGCUUUAAAAUUAUGCUAUAAAAUCCCACCUACGCUAAAAGCGAUGUACAAACCCGCCACUUACAAAUCCCUCACCUGUACAGGAAAAAAAUGAAUCAUCGUAUUCAUGGAAUGCACAAAACAAUUGCUCAAAGGUGCAAUUUUCCACCCAAAAAGCAUUUUGAGAACAAAAUUAUAAAUCACAGCACUUAGAAAUUCAGCUUUUAUGGGUUUUUUUUCUUUCUUUUCUUUUCCCUCUUGGUUUGUAUUGUGAAAUAUGCCUCGGAACACAACUACCGCCUUUAAAGGGGUCGUUCACCUUCCAAACACUUUUUUCAGAUUGUCCCCCAGAAAUAAAGACUUUUUUUUCAAUUGCCUUCCAUUUUUUAAUUUUUUUUUUCCAAAAUCUAAGUUUAAAGUUGAAUGUUCCUGUCUCUGGUGAUUGAGUCUGGCAGCUCAGUAAUUUCCAGUGCAGAUAAUAAACUGUUACAGUUUUGCAACAUUUACUUGAUACAUUUCGCAGACGUAUCUGGGGAAUAUUCACAACUAUUGUAUCAAUUCUAACAGCUGCCUUUAAGGAAAUCCAGGGAUUCUGCUAAGCGGUGACAAAGAUAAGUAGUGUAUCAAUUUAGAAUAGUUUACAGGGUCGGCGACCCCCCCAUCCCAGAGCAGUUUUAGAAGGUGAAAAAGGAACUUUACACUUUAAUAUUAGAAAAACAAACACACAUAGAAAACAGAAAGUAAUUGGAAAAAGUCUUUAUUUCUGGUGAAUAAUUUGAAACCAACAGAACUGGAAAAAGUGUUGGAAGGUGAACAACUCCUAAUGGACCAACCUGUUUCCAAAUUCUAAUUUUCAUGUGAUUGUUGAAUCACUUUCCCAAUUCUCUGUCCUGCCUGGUGGUCUGGUGAGAACAAGGAUUUUCAGCCUGUGUUGUCCAUACCCGGAGCUAGAACUCCCUUGGGAGGGACACAGGUUUUAGUAUGUUAUGCAAUGUCCUAUUUGUAGCAACUUUGCCAUUGGUCUACAAUAUUUUUUAAAUAGUUUCUGAGUAGUGAUGGGUGAAUUUAUUCGCCAGGUGUGAAUUUGUAGCGAAUUCCCGCGAUUCGCUGCUGGUGAAACGAGAUGCCAGUGCCGUUUCACUAAUUUUUUGCUGAAGCGAGACGGGACAAAUUCGCCCAUCACUAUUUUUGAGUGAACUACCUUCCUCUUCUGCCUCUUGUCAGCCUUCAAUGGAGGUCUCUGACCCCAGCAGCCAAAAACAACUAUUGCUCAAUGAGACUACAAUUACAUUGGUAUUAUUACUUUUUAAUUCUUAUCUUCCUAUCCCCUCACUCUCAUAUUCAUAUCCAAAUCUUUCAAUCAAACCCUUUCCUAGUUGCUAGGUUAAAUCAGACCCUAGCAACCAAAUAGCUGCCGAAAUACUAAAUGGCGAGUGCUGCUGAAUAAAAAGCUAAAUAAGUGGGAAAAAAAACCCACAUACAGUAAAAUAAAAGAUCAAUUGCAAAUUGUCUCAAUACCAGUGUCUACAUUAUACUAAAAGUAAAUUUAAAGGUAAACUACCCCUUUCAGUAGCAAUGACAUUCCAGGUGUUGUUCAAAGGGGUACUAAAAGCUGGAAUUAAAGGGAAAUAAAUAUGACCCUCUCUAUAGGAAGUCCUCCCCAUGACCCGCAUGUUAAAUGGGAGCAAUUAAUUUGGCCAGGAAAUUAAGGGUUAUGAGUUUACUUCACUUAAGACAAGAUUUUGUCAUUGAUCGGUGGAGAGGGGUGGGAGUUCCAGUUCCAUUUUAUUAUCACCUGUUUUUUUACAUAAAGUAGAAAAUAUCUGGCCUUAUUGAGAAACAAACCUUGUGUGUAAAAUAGUAGGAAACAAGUUCUUGUGUAGUUUGCUUAAAAAGGAUUUUAAUGCAAAAGUGCCCAGGAGAGCAGCUUCUACUUACUGAAUUGUAUUCCAGGUUUUAGUUCCCCUUUGAUGCUUAUGGGGCUAGAGACAGGAAUACGCUCAAAGGCCGUUCUUCAUUGUUCUAUUUGUACUAUGGGUAGAUUUUUUUUUGUUUUUUAAUUUAAGCGCGAGUGAUUAAAUGUACUCAUUUGUACAA